GUGCAUCGUGAAACCUUCCAGUUGGUGGUUGCUGCCGAAGCCGCUACGACUGUCGGGUCAUGGGCCGAACCCAAGUGGGGCGACCUUCAUGUCGACUUUUUGGCAUCUCCGAGCUCGUCAAUUAUAAACACUAUUUUCAUGUCUCGAUUCGUCAUCUUUCAUCGCCUUGCAAACACAAGCACAAGAAAAUUACAUCCUUCUCUACUGCUUAUACCUUCCAGAAGGCACUACAGUAACAUGAACAUCGCAGCCCCGACACAAAAUGGCAGCCAGAGCACGUGGGUGGGCCACCGAGGUGCUGGCGGUCUUGACCUGAGGAGUGACACCAUGACGACUCCUACCCCUUCAAUGAUGGCGGCCAUCCAGUCAACCACUCUCUUGGAUGAUGUUUUCAAGGAGGAUCCUACCACCAACGAACUUGAGGAUUUCUGUGCCAAGCUUACCGGCAAGGAGGCCGGUCUUUUUGUUCUUUCGGGGACCAUGGGCAACGUGCUCGGUCUGCGCUCCUUGUUGACCCAGCCGCCCUACAGCAUUCUUUGUGAUCACCGCUCUCAUAUAUAUAAAUACGAGGCUGGCGGUGUCACCUCCUUAACUGGUGCCACGCUCAAGGUCGUCACGCCCAAGAACGGCAUGUAUCUGACGCUUGAGGACAUCAAAGCAAAUGCAGAUCUCGACUCAGAUGUCCACACAUGUCCCACACGCGUCAUCAGCCUGGAGAACACCCUUGGCGGUAUGGUGACGCCAUUGGAAGAAGCAAGGCGAAUUGCCGACUUUGCACGCCAGGCGGGCAACCUCCGUGUCCACUGUGACGGUGCCCGCCUGUGGGAGGCCGUCGCCUCCGGGGCUGGAUCGCUUAAAGAAUAUGGCGCCUGCUUCGACACCAUCAACCUGUGCUUCUCUAAGGGUCUGGGCGCCCCGUGCGGAAGCAUCCUAGUCGGUCCAAAGGACGUUAUUGACAAUGCGCGCUGGGUGCGCAAGUCCAUUGGCGGCGGGCUCCGACAGAGCGGCGUCCUCACAGCUGCCGCCCGCGUCGCUGUCGAGGAGACUUUUGGCAAGGGCGACAAUGGCGAGGGAGGAUUGCUCAAGCAUACGCACGAGUUGGCCAAGGAGGUAGAGACCAUGUGGGUUGCCCUCGGCGGCAGGUUGACCUACCCGGUGCAUACCAACAUGUGCUGGUUGGACCUUGACGCAGCCGGCAUCUCGGGGCCCAGGUUUGUUGAGAUUGGACAAGAGGAGGGCCUGAAGCUGGGACAAGGUAGGCUUAUCACACACUACCAGAUAUGGCAGAACAGGGAAGAGGCUAUCCCAAAGCUCAAGCGCGUAUUCGAGCGGGUCAUGGCAGAGGGAGGUGGCAAGCCUAGUGGCCAGACCGUCUGGGGAUGGGGCGCCAACCUACACUACCUCUACAACGUCCGCAUCGACGUGCCCGCCCUGAUCCGCUACCCGGGCCGCUCCUCGGCCUCGCAGGUCCCACACCACAUCUCGACCUACCGACUCGCCGCGCUCCUCUCCGCCACGCUCGCCGCGACCCUCAUGCUCUUCUGGGCCCUGACCCGCCGCGACCCGGCCCUCGUCAUAUACUAUGACUGGAUCCCCAUGACGUACCUGCUCGUGCUGGCGGCGCUCUUCGCGGUGCCCCUUCGCGGCGGCGCCAUGCCGUCCUCUGGCCGGCGGAGGCUGCUCGCCACGCUGCGGCGCGUGUCGCUGGGCGGCAUCGCCGAGGCCCACAACGGCAAGUUUGGCGACAUCCUGCUCGCCGACGUGCUGACCAGCUACGCCAAGGUCCUGGCCGACCUCUACAUCUGCGCAUGCAUGUUUCUGACCUCUGGCGGGUCCGCCACCGCCCGCCCGGACCGCGGCUGCGGCGGCGCCGUCGUCGUGCCCCUCAUCCUCGCCCUGCCCUCCGCCAUCCGCCUGCGCCAGUGCCUGAUCGAGUACUCGCGCGUCCGCUCCGCCCCCUACAAGGAGUCGGUCGGCUGGGGCGGCCAGCACCUCGCCAACGCCGCCAAGUACAGCACCGCCUUCCCCGUCAUAAUCCUGACGGCCAUGCAGCGCAGCGGCGGCGGCGGCGGCGGCGGCGGCGGGGAAACAGACGGCACCGUCAACGCCGGCGUGAACCGCGCGUGGCUGGCGGCCGUGGUCGUGCAGUCGCUCUACACCUUCUACUGGGACGUGACCAAGGAUUGGGACCUGACGCUGUUCUCGUCGGCGCAGGAGCGCAACGCGCCCGACCAGCCCUGGGGCCUGCGGCGGCGCCUCUACAUCCAGCCCGCCCCGCUGGUCUACUACUGCGUCGUCGUGCUGGACCUGGCCCUGCGGUGCACCUGGGUCCUCAAGCUCAGCCCCGGCCUGGACAGGCUCUCGGGCUGGGAAGGGUCGCUGUUCGUCCUGCAGCUUCUCGAGGUGCUGCGCCGCUGGAUAUGGAUCUUUUUCCGCGUCGAGACGGAGCACAUUCGGAAUUCGAACCACGUCGGUCUCGGGGCUGAUGAUAUAUUGCUCGGCAACUACCAGGGCAAGUCGGACGAUGAGGAGAGCGAUUAG
Pyricularia pennisetigena is the source of this 2541-nucleotide messenger RNA. RefSeq lists its product as uncharacterized. The transcript has 5 exons. Gene Ontology annotation, cellular component: membrane; cytosol. Gene Ontology annotation, biological process: L-threonine catabolic process; glycine biosynthetic process. NCBI's taxonomy places the organism in Eukaryota, Fungi, Ascomycota, Sordariomycetes, Magnaporthales, Pyriculariaceae. The annotation marks the transcript as partial. Gene Ontology annotation, molecular function: L-allo-threonine aldolase activity. The record is from RefSeq and is a predicted model, not a curated record.